Molecule: messenger RNA, 279 nt
Organism: Arctia plantaginis
Lineage: Eukaryota; Metazoa; Arthropoda; Insecta; Lepidoptera; Erebidae
Source: the annotation of a GenBank genome assembly
AUGCAAUGUGAUAUAUCUCUAAAACUAGAUCGCGGAGUCUACAGCAACAUCCUGGGGUACUCGGGCGGUGUGUCGUGGGAGCUUCUGGUGGAUCGCACGUGUCAACUGAAUCCCAACGCGCCGCUCCAAACAUUGGUGCACGAGUUCUUCGUGUUAUUCAGCCAGUGGAAGUGGCUAGAGCCAGUGCUGCUGAAACAGACUGAAUCAGAAGACCUAGGGUUAGCUGUGUGGGAUCCUAAAGUCAGCAUAACGAUUGUCUAUAUGUCAAUUUAUUUAUAA